AAGAAAAUAAAAAUAAACCGAGGGAAGGACGCGUUUCCUCGUGAAUAUUUUCAAACAAUCCUCUCAUUAGUAGUUUCAUGUGAAUAUUUUAGUUGGAAAACUGUAAUAAAAUGGACAUUGACAGUUUUUUUCUUCAGAAGCUUCUCUUUGAUAAUAAGUAGUAAUCUCAAUUCAGCACACAGUUUUUGAAGCGUUCGCAAAUUGACUCACCAAUAAUUCCUCCCUCCAUAUUUGGCGCCACUGUAAUUGAACCAUACAGAACAAACAUCUCUCUUCUUCUUCCUUCUAAACAAAGCUACUCUUUCAUAUAGAUCGUCCUGGCAUGAAACACAAUUCAUACAAAGACAUUACGGUUCUUGUGGAAACAAAAAUGAUUCGUUGAGACAGAAAAAAAUUAUCAAAUUUAAGUACCCGCACCAUGGAAGAAUCGACAAGUAGAACAAACUCUAUGAGGAAGAACAAGGGUGUGCGUGGUCCGGUGCCCUUGUUACUCAUCAUCUGUGGCACUCUAGUUUACUACCACUGUGUAUAUCGGAAUACCAGUAUUAUCUCUCUUGUUUCUGAUGUUUUUAUUGUGAUCCUUUGUUCGCUUGCUAUAUUCGGGAUUCUCUUUCGCCAGAUGAACAUUUCUGUUCCUGUGGAUCCGUUAGACUUGCAGAUCUCACAGGAUACAGCAAACUUCGUCCUUGCUUGCCUUGCUAAUACUGUUGGUGCUGCUGAGUCUGUUAUACGGGUUUCUGCUACUGGACAUGAUAAGCGAUUGUUUGUUAAGGUUGUGGUUAGUCUUUAUGUGCUAUCAGUUUUGGGAAGGAUAGCAUCAGGUGUUACCAUUGCCUAUGCCGGACUCUGCUUUCUUUGCCUGUACAUGUUUGUUGAGAAUUCUCAACUGAUCAGCACAUGUUUGUCGAGUCAUCCAAGGAGAAGGGACUCAACAGAAGCAGUUCAGAGCGACUAGGGUGUUUUGCUCCCUGCUGAGCUUAUGAAUUUCCUAGAUUGUAUGUAGAUAGACUAAAAGAGGUAAUGAAGAAUAGAAGUUAUUGGAAAAAAGAAAAAAUGAAGAUAAUGUAAUUGGUCCACAUGUCACAUAUGUUCGAGUUUUGCUUCUCUAUAGCAAGAUGCGAUUUCUUGA
Molecule: messenger RNA, 1129 nt
Organism: Capsicum annuum
Lineage: Eukaryota; Viridiplantae; Streptophyta; Magnoliopsida; Solanales; Solanaceae
Product: reticulon-like protein B22
Exons: 3
Coding region: 419-955 (178 amino acids)
Source: RefSeq, a predicted model, not a curated record